Messenger RNA from Durusdinium trenchii, 1714 nucleotides. Lineage: Eukaryota; Dinophyceae; Suessiales; Symbiodiniaceae. The record is from the annotation of a GenBank genome assembly.
AAAACUUCAACACUUCAACUCCGCCAACUCCGCGCUCUCUUCCCUCCCACGGCGCUUCCGCGGCGCGCCGGCCAUGGCGCUUUGGGCAUCGCAGGCCUCGCAGCCCGCAUAUUUGGGGCAGCUGGGAGGGGCCUCUGCGGUGCCCGUGGAGGGGCGGCUGCUGGAGGGGCACACCUCGCCACGGCCGGUGGAAGGGCAGCUGCUGGACUCCAGGCCGUCUGCCCGCCCGGACGCAAGCCCCACGGUGCGCAGUGGUGCACGGCGUGUGGCGAACUCGGAGCCCUUUGAGUUGGUGGAUGAACUCUACAGGCUAAACUCACCUGUGAAGAAGUUCCCUCCUUUGCAGUUCCCCAGUGACCGUGUGCGUGAUGGGAUCCGCGAUGGAACCAAGAAGAAAGUGGCCAAGGAGUUGGGUCUCCAGCACUUCGGACAGCCCGUGAGUCCCGGUGCGUUGGUGCCGGUGCACAGCCGGCAGGUGUUCCUCUUCAGUGACGAGGGUGUGAACGCUGCAGGUCAUGGAGCGACCAACGGCGGUGGAGACUACUUGAUGGGUCGCUUCGAGGUGCUUUCAGUCGUUGCCACUGCGGAUUAUGAUGAGAACUGGCGCUUUGUCCGGAGCAAUACCAGUGAUGCCGCGAAGAAGCCCUUCUGGGUCCUGCACGCCGCGGCGAUCAACAUCGGCGAGACCGAGCGCGCCACGGACUAUCAGGACUAUGCCAAUGAGAUGGGGAAGUUGGAGUUGAUCCACUACAUCGAAGAUAUGGGCCGAAUCUAUGACAAUAUUCUCCAAUCAGCAGAGAAACUGGGUGUCACCAGUUUGGUCUUCUUCCCCUUCGGCAUGGGCGCCUUCCUCCGGAACCUCUACAAGUUGGACGCCGACUACUCCGAGGCCAACCUGCACGGGCAACGCCUCAAAGAGCUGCGGCACGCGCUGGCGAAGCGCUUCGUGAAGGCCGUGAGCGACAGCACCGUGGAACGUGUUCACCUUUGCAUUGCUCCCAGUGGGAAAGGCGAUGAGCUGGAUGCCAAUGCCACCGCCUUCCUCACGGAGAUGUUGUUGAGCAUCAAGAGCGGUCAGCUGAAGCCUCGGGUGAUGGAGGUGCUCCUGAAUGCGGACGCCCUGUCCACAGCCCAGAGGCUGGCUGACGACAAUCGCUGCGUGGGCUUGGUGAACGGUGCCAACCGCCGGAUGGUGGGAAAUCACUGGUUCUCCUAUGGUGCUCGGAUGGCGAUUGAUGAGAACCUCCACCGGCGGAGCUGGCGCAUGGCCAGCACGGCCUAUCUCUUGAACGGCGGUGCGGAGGCGGUGCGACGUCAUCCGGGGGAGCUGGCAGCACGGGUCAAAGGGCUGGGAGGUAAAGUCAUCCCGUUGCAGACGACCAACGAUAGCAGUGACGCCAAGGGUGAGGUGCUGAAGCAGUUCAGGAAGUGGGACACCAGCGGGGAUGGGCGCAUCUCCAAGGACGAGAUGUGCAAGGUCCUGUUGGCGGUGGGAAUUGCGCAGAAAGAUUGCGAUAUCAUCUUCAGUGCCGCAGACUCGAACAAGGAUGGUUUCCUUUCCUAUCACGAGUUCGUCUAUUGGCUCCUUGGAGGACAAAGCCCUCCCAGCCUCACUCCCGUCCGUGUGUAGGUGUGGCGAUUUGGCCCCUCCGCCACCUGAAACUUCCACAGUUUCACCUUAAUGAAAGAGGGUCAAUUGAAGGUGCCACUGUGU